Molecule: messenger RNA, 2904 nt
Organism: Exophiala xenobiotica
Lineage: Eukaryota; Fungi; Ascomycota; Eurotiomycetes; Chaetothyriales; Herpotrichiellaceae
Exons: 2
Coding region: 91-1287 (398 amino acids)
Biological process (GO): poly(A)+ mRNA export from nucleus
Cellular component (GO): nucleus
Source: RefSeq, a predicted model, not a curated record
AUUCAUCUCAUUCCAUCUGAUCGCGAACUGUGUACUUCCCACCUUCUAGGCUCUAUAUCGAGACUCAACCAAACCUUUCCUGCUACCACAAUGGCCGACUCUCCUGGCGAGCGACCGCCAUCCGAUGCCGAAGGGCUAGAUCGACCUUCAGAGAACGAAGACCAACUCGACGAUCUGCAUGAUGAGUUCGAUGAACCGUCAAGAGCAGAAGCUGCAGAUCCGGCAGAUCCAGACUCUGACGAUGAAUCCCUCCUCUCCGAAGUUGACGAAGCUCAGUUCGCAGACUUUGAUCCGACCGCUGUUCAAGUUGCACCUGAUUUUGAUACGCUCAACAAAGCCAUCAAAGUGAAGAAGCGAAAGAGAGCCGAUGGCGAAGAAGAGGCGCCCAAAAAGAAGAAAGAGAGAACAAGAGAGCGGGCCAGAACGAACCGUCGAAGACAAGACAGCGACGAUGGCUUUUCUGGUGGUGAACAAAUCGAGGGGAAGAGACGUGGAACGAAAUCAAAGCCAGACGGUGAAAAGAAACAGAGACCUAGGGUCGAGAUCGACGAAGAGGCUUUGAGUCCUGAAGAACGAAGACGACGCGCGCUAGACCGGGCCAUGGAUGCUGCUGUGAAGAAAUCUUCGGCUAAGAGAAUUCGCAAGGGUGAUAUUGAUCUUGAGCAAGCGGCCGACCAAGAAAUCGAAGAGAUGCGCAACCGCAUGAUCGCAGCGGCAGAGGCUGAUGGGGAGCUGGUUCGACAAGGGCUACCGGCGUCUCAGAAACUGAAAAUGCUUCCAGAGGUUGUCAGCUUACUGAAUCGCAACACGCUUGUUCAGUCUAUUUUGGACCCGGAGACGAACCUCUUGGAAGCCGUACGAUUCUUCCUCGAACCGCUCAGUGAUGGCAGCCUUCCGGCAUACAACAUCCAGCGUGAAUUGUUUGCAGCACUUGCAAAGCUUCCGAUGAAUAAGGAGACCUUGAUAUCUUCCGGCAUCGGUAAAGUCAUGUUGUUUUAUCGAAAAUCGAAGAGAGCAGAACCGGCAAUCAAGCGACAGGCCACGAAGUUGAUGGAGGAAUGGUCGAGACCAAUUCUGCAGAGAAGCGAUGACUACACGAAGAAGACUUGGGCGAGAGCAACUUAUGAUCCAACGAAGAGAAGAGAUGACCUUAGUCAACCAGCGAUCGUGCCGAAGGCAACAGCCAAGGUUGCGCCUGGUCAGAAACAGAGCAAUAGAGCGAGACUGCUACCAGGUGCCACGAGCUAUACCAUUGUGCCAGAGGUGUCGACAAUCGUGAGACGGUAGAGAGGAAUCUUGAGUUUACCACUGGGCGGCAGACAAGCGGGUGACAAGGAAUUUAUGAUCACUUUGCGAUGGUACUUCCACUUUCGGCGCUCUGCGAUGAUGCUUCUUCUUAUGGCGUCGAGGGGUGAUCUCUUGACCAAGGUCACAACAAUUCAGCUUUUUCCUUGCACCCAUUUCACAACAAUCAUUCAUAUCACCGCAUGGCUAUGAGAUGAUCCUUGACUGUUCUCUUCCACGCUGAAUGGUUGUACAAUAGCAAUCAAUCAGGGCCGGCUUUUCAUGAGGUCCCGUCCUUGUUGAUAACUCUUUCAAGUCGUUCAUCUCCAAAUACCGACACGUUCACAUCUUGCUUCUCUUGGAUAUUCACAGCAUCAGCACUGCGCAACUGGACAUUGCGGCCGCACAGCUCGUAGCAGCACUGUAAGAUGCACCAAUCUCUAUGUUUGGUAUUCCUUAACCAGUGCCAACAGCAGAACAUUGCCUCCUGUGCAGCAGACCUUUUCCGCCGCCAUUACAUCUACGGAGCUCAGCUCCGCGUGGCAUCGCCUGCAAAACAACAUCAAAAUGAACAAGAACACACAUCAACUCGGCAGCCCUUUUAGCUCUCCGACUUUGAGUACUGCGCUCUUCCCCUCUGCUGCGGCAAGUGGUGAUCCCGUAAGCGCGGCACCUCCUCCUGAAUCUUCUGCUGGUCGACCUGGACCUUCUGGCGCCGGCUCCGUCGAACAGGCAUCUCCUGUUGGAGAGUCUACAUCCGAUUUCGACGUUGCAGAUUGGUUUGAAAUAGACGUCGCUUCUUCAACUCCGCCACACCAGCCGGCUGCUGCGCAAAACGAGUCCUCUGAGGCGGACGUUACGGAUGGAGAGCCACCAACGAAGAAGCCCAAGCUUUCGGAGCAACCCUCGACGCCGGAGGACCGGAUCAUACCAUCGCAGGAUACGGUGCCGCCCUCAGCUCCAGGCAAGGCUUCCAAGUCCGAAACCAGUACCGUGUCUCCCGAUACUCCCACUCCACGUGCAGAUCUGGCGAAUGGAACCGAGGUAUUCCUUCUCGACGAGCAGGGAAACAGCGUCGCGUGCUCGGAGACAGUCCAGCCGCUUGGUUUACAUACCUUGCCGGUCAAUAGGGCUGACCCGAGUAGCGUCGGGAACCUGGAGAAUUCCGGUCGCUUCCAGGCGCCAUGCAUCUUUCUUGUGCUUGGCCGAUGUCCGCUAGCCGCAGCUGAAGGAAAGUGGGCGUACAAGAUCAUUCCGAAGAAUGGCAUUGGGCCAGAGAGAGUGGUUGCGCGUCGCGAGUUGUUGGUGCCGGUGCGCUUCCGACCUGGCGAUUAUGUGUACUAUCUUGAGGAUGGGGAGAGAUGGGAGGCCGUGGUCGAGGCGGUAGAGGUGUUGGAACGCCUGCGCCGCUACAAUGUCUACAUCACGCGCCAGGGUCAAAGUAAAUUCUUGGUUACGGACGACCUCUUGGAGAUCUACAGUGGCCAGGGCCUGGAUGCAUGAAGUGUGUUGGAUAGAUGGGGAAUUGGGUGUCUGUGUGGGUAGACAGUUAGUGGUUAGUUUGGCACCACGGUGCACGUCCAUCGCAAUCGAUGGGCAUAAUAGAACAAGUCAAACUGG